Mesocricetus auratus (golden hamster) is the source of this 3366-nucleotide messenger RNA. It is a transcript of the gene Slc25a30, whose product is annotated as solute carrier family 25 member 30. Gene Ontology annotation, cellular component: mitochondrial membrane. Bases 187 to 1062 code for a protein of 291 amino acids. The record is from RefSeq and is a predicted model, not a curated record. The transcript is spliced from 10 exons. Gene Ontology annotation, biological process: mitochondrial transport. Lineage: Eukaryota; Metazoa; Chordata; Mammalia; Rodentia; Cricetidae.
CCGCGUCAGGGCUUGGACCGCGCCUGCCGCUCCGCGGCCUUUUCUUCCGCUCCCGCCCUGCGGUGCUCCCAGGCGGCUGCACCGGCUCGGAGGGGUAGGAGGUGGAGCUCCGCCGCUGGGACAAACCUGGAGGCAAACCCAUGGGAGGCAAUGUUUGAGUAACUCCAAGGAGACUAGACAGUGAGAAUGUCAGCCCUCAACUGGAAGCCCUUUGUGUAUGGAGGGCUGGCCUCUAUCACCGCGGAAUGUGGUACAUUUCCAAUUGAUUUAACUAAGACGCGGCUCCAGAUUCAAGGCCAGACAAACGAUGCCAACCUCCGAGAAAUCAGAUACCGUGGGAUGUUGCACGCGCUGAUGAGGAUAGGCCGAGAGGAGGGACUGAGGGCGCUGUAUUCAGGGAUUGCACCUGCGAUGCUUCGCCAGGCUUCCUAUGGAACCAUCAAGAUUGGCACUUACCAGAGCUUGAAGCGAUUCGCUGUGGAACGCCCAGAAGAUGAAACCCUGCUGAUCAAUGUUGUGUGUGGAAUUCUGUCUGGAGUCAUUUCCUCAGCUAUUGCUAAUCCAACCGAUGUUUUGAAAAUCCGAAUGCAGGCACAGAACAGCGCUGUUCAGGGGGGAAUGAUUGGCAACUUCAUCAACAUCUACCAGCAGGAGGGGACGAGAGGGCUGUGGAAGGGCGUGUCCCUCACAGCUCAGAGGGCUGCCAUUGUUGUCGGUGUGGAGCUUCCGGUCUAUGAUGUCACCAAGAAACACUUGAUACUCUCAGGCCUGAUGGGAGACACCGUCUCUACGCAUUUUCUCUCCAGCUUCACCUGUGGUCUGGUCGGGGCUUUGGCCUCAAACCCUGUCGAUGUUGUGAGAACGCGUAUGAUGAAUCAGAGAGUCCUUCGAGAUGGCGGAUGCUCUGGCUACAAAGGUACCUUGGAUUGCCUAUUGCAGACAUGGAAGAAUGAAGGGUUUUUUGCUCUAUAUAAGGGUUUUUGGCCAAAUUGGCUACGCCUUGGUCCUUGGAAUAUCAUUUUCUUUCUGACAUAUGAGCAGCUGAAGAAACUGGACUUGUGACCAGUCAGUCCAUGCUACGCGAGACAUUCUUCUGAAAAGCCAGCGUCCACAACGGUAGACCCCCCUGUGCUUCUGGCUGCUUCUCACUGCACAGCUUCUAGAUGGGUGAAGGCUGGCUUCUUUAGAUUGUCAUGCACCGGCACUGGACGCUCUUCAUCCGCGUUUUAGAGAUCAAACCAUGACAUGUACUCGCCUUGACACCCAAGAUGAUGUACACAAUACAUGUUUCUUGCUGUAGAAAACGUGCAGGGAAAUCAGAACCGUGUGCAGUUCCUCUGGGAGAGCAGCUUUGCUGCCUCUGGGCUUCCAGCUGGGAACAGCAGCUCUGAGCCAGCUCCGGAGUGAUGGGCCCCCCCCCCCCCCCCCCCCGCGCCCCCAUCCGCUCAGACCCUGACAGUGCAGGAAAUAGAUUUUUAGAGCAUUGCUUUGUACUUCCUGUUUGGGCAGAAUUUUUCACUUACAGUAAGUGAGGUUAAGCCUUUGAAGAGUCGACCUUUGUGAGGUACCAUUAGCCAUUUGCCCUAUGGUUUCUAAUCCAAGUUUAUUAUUUCCAUAUUGAUCAAGUGGGGACAGUCAUGCUGAGUGAAGGUGUCAGACGAAGGGAAGGCUCCUGGGGCUGCCACGUAAAAGGUAAACAGCUGGGUACCACGGGAUUAUCCUGACCAUUGUUAAAUAACGCUGCAGUGUUUUGGUUGCUGAUGAACUGAAGAGAGAUGUCUCCAGACUUCUAGCCUUCACUUUAGCUCAAAGUGGGUUUGUCUAAAAACCCUUUAUCUGAGAUUUCCUAGUUAAUUUCCUUGGAAUUAAAAAGUAAUUUAUUUCUUCCCAUUUCUUCUUUGUGAUAUUGGGGAUCAAACCCUUGUGCACUCUGGGUAUCUGCCCACGCUGAGCACCACCCCACCUCCAAAGUGACGUCUUUAUCGCGUAUUUAUCUCCUUUCUUAAAAGAGGUAUUUCACGCCCCUCUUCCUAUUUUUGUUUCUUCUAGACUGAUUAAACCUCUUCUACUUUUCAAAGCAAAAGAUGUCUCUAAGAGCUUUCUGUUUCUAGAAGGGAGCCCAAUCCCUUCAGGUGUACCCUGUGAAAGUGUCAGGGCUACCUGGGACUCUGGCCACGAUGCCAGUGCAUUCUGUAUCUGCCCCAUAGGGCUCCUUCCUUCUUCAGGCAGAAGUGUGCAGGUUUUCCUUUCCUUGAAGGUUGAGUGCUUUUUUUCUUACAUUUUCACCCUGGCUUCUUUGUUAAUGUUUACUUUGAAACCAGUCUGAGAAGCAGGGUUUGAUUUCUAAAAGUAAAAGCUAAGGCAGAGUCAUGGCUUAAAGAUGAAGAAAGCCCACAACUCCCCAGAGAGCCACUAGAUGGCAGUAGAGGAACACAACUUCUGCUGGCUUGGCUCCUCCACUGUGUGUGCGAGAUUUUUCCUCUAGCCUGAACAUUCCGUUAAGUGAUAGACUCCACAGAGGCCAAUUGCGUCUUUUUCAAACCACUUUUUUUGUUUUGUUUUGUUUUUGUAACAGUCCUGGCUAUCCUGGAACUCUUUUUUUCUUUUUUCCUCUUUUUUUUAAAAGACCGAACUGGCCUCAAACUCACAGAGAUCCUCCUGCAUCUGCCUCCUGAGUGCUGGGAUUAAAGGCGUGUACUGCCACUGACUGACAAAGCAAAAACAAAAACAAACAAACAAACAAAAAACCCACCACUUUUAAAAUAUGAAGGUAAUUUCUAAAGUAGAAACAGGUUCACUUUGAAGAUCCUAUAAAGAGUAGAUAUCAGACAGUAUUAUCAAUUUAUUCACAUUAUGUGUGUGUGUGUGUGUGUGUACCUGGAGAGAAAGAAACUUGAAUUUUACUGUAAAACUUUAGCAUGUCUUAAGGCAGAAUUGCAGUGUUUUAAGACAAGGGUGGUGCCAACUUCCUAAGUGCCUUAUAGGACAGGGUCAUAACCCGCCUUUCCGUCCCCCCGGAGUUGAUACAGUUGCUGACGUUCCUAACCCGGAGACAGCUUUGAGUGUUUGGGGAUGUGGGUGUGGCCGUAACACCUCCACUGGUGUUUUGAUCAAGUGCAGUGAAAACUAUCUGGAGUUUUUGUAACUAAGUUGAAGGAGAUUGUGUUUGUGUGUUUGUUCCUGAUGCUCUGUGGUAUGAAAAGUGGUUCUGUUCUCUAUUUAUUCCUGUGCUAUAAGCAGUAUGUAUUAUAUAAAGAAUAUGCAUUUUCCACAGGCUUUUCUAUAUUUCAAGCUCUUUAUACAUGAUUGGAUUGUGUGGCAUAAGCCUUGUUCCAUUAUUUAAUAAACUGAAGUAAUAUAUAAUGA